AUGGCCACCGAGGAUGCCAUUCUCAAGUCGCUGAACGAGGCGCAACGCCGCGCUGUGACUUCAUCCUCAUCGACUGUUGCAAUACUGGCGGGCCCUGGCAGUGGAAAGACUCAUACCCUUACAUCUCGUGUAGUAUGGCUUAUCCAACGUGUUGGCUAUCGCCCCUCCGAUGUCAUCGUUGCAACCUUUACCGUCAAAGCCGCCAGAGAAAUGAAAGAGCGCAUAGGGAAGGCUCUGGGAGAAGAAUGCGAAAAGAAAAUCGUACUUGGAACAUUUCACUCAAUCGCUCGACGGUACUUGUCCAUGUAUGGAAAUCGCAUUGGGCUCGAUUCGAAAUUCGGCAUUGCGGACGAUGGUGACUCCAGGGCGAUUAUUCAGAGAAUCUGCAAAAGGUUGGAACUCGGCAUCGAACCGAUCCACGCCAGGUCAUGGAUCAGUAAAGAGAAGGCCAAGGGACCGAAUCCUGCACCUGCUCCAACUCAAAAAGGCAAAAAAGAAAACCCGGCACUCAGAACAUGUUACCAGGAGUACCAGGCUCAACUCAAAAGGUCGAACUUGUUAGACUACGAUGAUCUUCUGGUUAAAUGCGUCGAAUUACUCAGAGAUCACCCGGCCUGCGUCUCCAAUGUGCAGACCGUCCUUAUCGACGAGUACCAAGACACCAACGGCAUCCAGUAUGAGUUAAUGAGACUGUUCGCCCAAGCAAAUCAACGAAUCACGAUUGUAGGCGACCCCGACCAGAGUAUUUAUGGCUGGCGCUCAGCUGAAAUUCGGAAUCUCUACCGUCUAUUACGAGACUACCCCGAUACGGACGAGAUUUCGUUGGAAGAAAACUACCGAUCGUCGCAGUCCAUCCUCGAUGUGUCGCUUAAUGUUAUUCAGCAAGACAAGAAACGAUAUCAGAAAGUUCUACUGCCAGUCCAUACUAAGGGUGCGCGACCGGUUCUCAGAACACUGAAGAGUUCGUCUUCCGAAGGCGAAUGGAUCGUGUCAGAAAUCAAGCGAAUCGUCAUGAUGUUUGGAGAGAUGCUCAAAUUCGAAGAUGUAGCAAUCCUCCUGAGAUCAGCCGCCCUUUCCCGGCACAUCGAGUCGGCGUUGGGGAAAGCCGGUGUUGCAUAUCGAAUGAUUGGCGGUCACAAAUUUUACGAGCGAAAAGAGAUUAAAGUACUAAUUGAUUACCUCCGCGUGGUGAGCCAGCCGGACAACAACGAUGCACUGGCGAGAAUCAUUAAUGUGCCGAGGCGAGGAAUCGGAGAGGCAACGAUAAAAAAUCUGCUUGAAGAGGCAGAGCAAACCAACAUGAGUCUCUGGACGUUGAUUUUGAGACACUGCAGAGGCAGUCGAAAAGCGAAUACCAACAUUAGACCUAAGAUGGAACAAAAGCUCAACACGGAACUUAUCCGAACCAUCAGCAGCCUGCGAAAAGAAGCCGACCAAAUCAGCCAGAGCAGUCCCGUCACGUUGGUUAAUUUGAUAGAACAGUUGAUGGCUCACCUCGAUUUCAAGAAGUAUUUGGAGGAAGAGUACCCAGAAGAGCACGAACAGCGAUGGGCCAACGUCCAAGAGUUUGUCAAUUUGGUCAAUGAUUUCAUGAGAGACUUUGGCGCGCCGGAUGAAGAUGCGCUUCCUGAGAUUGAGAAUUUGAAUCAGGUGAAGGAGGACGAUAUGCUAGGUCGGUUUUUGGCCAACGUCUCACUGGCUUCAGAUGCACAAAAGAAAGGUGAUGCAACAGAUCAGAAAUCCAUGAUUACGAUAUCGACUAUUCACGCGGCAAAAGGACUGGAGUGGCCAGUUGUCUUCGUGCCUUCUGUCUAUACUGGAUCUAUACCUCAUUCAAGAUCUGAAGAUACGGACGAGGAACGACGUCUUCUCUACGUGGCCAUGACCCGGGCACAGUCGUUAUUGUAUCUGAGCUGCCCGCUCUAUGGCUCUCAAGGGAUGAGCAGCAAGGUCGAACUUUCGCCAUUUGUCUCCCCGUUCGCAGCUAAGGUUUUCGCCAAGAAGGGGCCUUCAUUCGACCGGUCAGUUGUGGAGAGUGUUGCCAAAAUCCUUGGUCGAGAUGCUCCAGCCGAGAAGACGAUUUUCGGAAAGCUUCCUCCCAUGUUUGCUGUGGAAGACGACGGGUUUCCCAUUGAUCCCGUCGAUCCAAAGGGCACCGAGAGGUAUGACGAGGAAUCCGGUCGACAGUAUUCUCGAGCACCGAAGCGGCAACGUACUUCACACCCUGUUACUUCUUACGAUGAGACGGAAGAGCUUCCUUGGCAGAGAGAGUAUGUGACAACAAUGGAACAGUCAUCUGAUUUCACCGUCGCUGCUUUGCCGGGCUUUACAACCGCUGGAGCCCACAGAGUGGCUCUGGAUGCAGCAGCAGCGGCCGCACCACAACCGUCCACUUCGAAGCCGGGACCAAAGAAAGGAUCGACCAAACGAGGAGUUGGCCAGAAGAGUAUGCUUGGUUGGCUUAACCAAGGACCCAACGCCCCUAAACCUCAGCCUGAACCUCAGCCGCAGCAGCAAAUCAGGUCUGCUGCACAAAUGCGGUACCACUCUGCAUUGUCACAAUCAAACAGCCUCCCACCAAAAGCACCCGAGCCACAAAAACCGUCAAUUGAUCCAGAACUGGCGAAGCAUAAACUUCCUUCCGCACGACCUCUCGCGAAACCAAACGUGCCGAAGAUAAAUGAUGGCGGUCCGCAAAAGCCGUAUUCCUGUUUCUCCAGCUCACCACCACGACCUCCGUCAAGAAAAGAAGAGCCUGACGAAGAGAACAAAAAGGUGGAGGAAGAUUCAGUGCCUAAUAAGCCUGCUUCCAGUCUUCAUGCGACGACUUUCAUGGCAAUUAAACCUAAUGGAGGCGUGAGACGGCCAGUUGGUCUUGGACCGGCGCCGUCAAUGGACCGCUUGCGCAAACCAUUUAAACCGCUGACGAUGAAUCGACCGAAGCGGCCAGGUGGUUGA
Fusarium sp. VM40 is the source of this 2958-nucleotide messenger RNA. The record is from the annotation of a GenBank genome assembly. Lineage: Eukaryota; Fungi; Ascomycota; Sordariomycetes; Hypocreales; Nectriaceae.